AUGAGCGAGAGCGUGGUAUACUAUGCAGAGGUGCCAGAGGGGCAAGUCCGCACUCCCGUCAAUCCCCCAACGCGCCGCGGAGAGCUGAUGGCGGCGGGUAUUUCGACAAGCAUCAUUGCGGCCAUUGCGCUGGGUAUGCGUCUGUACACCCGGACCCGCGUGCUUAAUAGGAAGCCUGAGGCCGAUGACUGGCUUGUCGCUUCUGCGUUUAUUGUUUCGGUUGCGAUGCUGGCGUUUGUGCAGAAAGAUAUUGAUCACGGCCUUACAUACCACGUCUGGGAUAUCCCACAGGAGACUUACCACAUCGGGGAGCGUCUGUAUGGACUGCUAGCCUAUCUCGCCUUCAUCUUCAGCGUCAGUCUCGCCAAGAUAUCUAUGCUGGUCCUGUAUCUGCGCAUCACGCCGCACAGGUGGUUUCACUGGAUUUGCUACACAUGCAUCGCCGUUGUUGCGGGCUACUCGAUCGCGGCAGCUUUGGUGGAGUCGCUGGCUUGCAAGCCGCUCCAGGGCAUUGUUGAUGAGAGCUUGGAUGCGGAGUGCUAUAACUCGUAUCCGGCGUAUAUUGCGCUUAGUAGCUUGAGCGUAUGUGCUGUCGCUCUCAAGCGAGUUACAUAUAUACCUUUCCUAGAAGAAAGUGAGGAUUACGAUUGGGACGCGACGCCUGACAUGAUACUCUGCUACAUCGAAGUUAACUUUGGCAUCGUAUGCGCCUCCGUGCCGGUGAUACGCCCAUUCUUCACCCGGCUGCUCUCUGGAUUCUUUGCGCAUCGACACAAGUCUAGUGAUGUGAAGCUGUCCAGACUGGAGCGGAAUGAUGCGAUCACCACGGCGGAGCAGAAGACGACAACAGAAAGACAGCUCCUCAAGCACCGAAAUAUGGGGCCAAAUGAGUCUUAUGAUGAUCGUAAGAAUUUGAGCAGCUGCAGUGAUAACGAAGGAGUCCAGGUUCCGGACUCCAGCAGAGUCUAA
This is a messenger RNA of Hypoxylon fragiforme, 969 nucleotides long. RefSeq lists its product as uncharacterized. The transcript is spliced from 6 exons. The record is from RefSeq and is a predicted model, not a curated record. Lineage: Eukaryota; Fungi; Ascomycota; Sordariomycetes; Xylariales; Hypoxylaceae. Bases 1 to 969 code for a protein of 322 amino acids.